UUAAAAGCCCCUCUGAGCCUGAGGCGGCGCUCACAGCUGACUGUGAAGACUUCACCAACUUCUGCUUUGGGGCUGAAUCUCUGCAGGAGGAACCAUGAGGGCCGCACACGUGAUUUCCAUGACUCUGCUGUUGGCUUUUGCAGCCAAUGCUCAGGUCUUCAAGGCUGGAAAAUGCCCCACGCCUGCAGUUCAGGCCAACUUUGAUGCCUCCAAGUAUCUGGGAAGAUGGUUUGAGAUCCAGAGGCUGCCAACGAGCUUCCAGGUGGGUCAGUGCAGCACGGCCUUCUACACCCCGAAGGCUCCUGGAGUCAUCGAGGUCCUGAACUCUGAGCGGCUGGACGAUGGAACCGUCAACUCCAUCGUUGGUUCUGCGAAAGUCAAAGACCCCGCUGAGCCUGCCAAGCUGGAGGUGUCCUUCUAUGAGGACACUCCCCCCGGUCCCUACUGGGUCCUCUCCACCGACUACACCGGCCACUCCCUGGUGUACGGCUGCACCGACUACGGCCUGUUCCACAUGGAGCUGUCCUGGAUCCUGAGCAGGGAGCCCACCCUGCCGAAGGAGACGGUGGCAGAGCUGCACGGCAUCCUGUCCUCCAUCGGCGUCGCCGUGGACAAGAUGCUCACGACCGUCCAGGAGGAGGGAUACUGCGGCGCCAUGGAGCAGUGAGGCGGCGGAGGGACCACAGAGACUCGUCUGCAGUGCGCCUGAAAGAAAUAAAGUUUGACAAAGAAACAA
This is a messenger RNA of Oryzias latipes (Japanese medaka), 736 nucleotides long. It is a transcript of the gene apoda.2, whose product is annotated as apolipoprotein Da, duplicate 2. Gene Ontology annotation, biological process: response to reactive oxygen species; lipid transport; tissue regeneration. NCBI's taxonomy places the organism in Eukaryota, Metazoa, Chordata, Actinopteri, Beloniformes, Adrianichthyidae. Gene Ontology annotation, molecular function: lipid binding. The record is from RefSeq and is a predicted model, not a curated record. Gene Ontology annotation, cellular component: cytoplasm.